This is a messenger RNA of Ectocarpus sp. CCAP 1310/34, 4509 nucleotides long. The record is from the annotation of a GenBank genome assembly. NCBI's taxonomy places the organism in Eukaryota, Phaeophyceae, Ectocarpales, Ectocarpaceae.
CUCACAAGGGGUCUUGCUGCAAUGCGAGGAGCAACGACACGAAGGAGUUCGCGCCGCAGCCGGUGUUUCAGGUCGUCGAGAGCGCGCGGGAGCCAGCCUCAGUGCCUCCUGUGUGCGCUGUGUUUGUUCCUCGUAGCAGGUGCCGCUGCUCUUGCCGCUUUCGGCGACAACAAGGACUCAAUGCACAACACCCACCGCCAGCAUGGUGGCGAGGGAUAUGCAAGGACGGAGGAGCGUAGGGGAGACUCGGACUCUGCUGCUGCUGCUGCUGCUGCUGCUGCUGCUGCUGCUGCUGCAGCGUCGAGCGCGAUUGGCGCUGAUUUUCUCAAUCGACCGUCUCCCCUCCCGUAUCGCCGCGUGGAAGGCACAAACCGCCGCACUAGUGACUAUAGCAGUAGGGGAGUGACCACUGGCACCGGGAACCGGGGCGGAUCUCCUCUUCGUGGCUCAGCAGCAAUGUCGUCCACUACCGCGUUCGUUGCCUCUCCUGGGUGGCGGUUGGCGAGCAGCAGCAGCAGCAGCAGCAGCACAUUGCAGCAGCAGCAACAGCCGUCAGUGACGCGCCGCCGACCGCCCGCUCAACAGCAACAGCAACAGCACCGUCCGCAGGGGUGGUCGCAGCAGCCGCAGCAGCGAUGGUCGCAGCUACCCACGGCUUCCCGAGGCCACGACGCCGCGUCUGCUCGUCACAGCAGCAGCUGGCGAAGCGGCUUCCACGGGGCAAGCUCUGGCUCCGCCUCUCAUUCUCAUGGUGUCCGCAACAGCGACGACUGGCGUUCUCCGAACGGUUCGUGGGGGAUGAUGGUACGCGGCGGUCCCACUGCUGUGCGCAUGGGCGCGGUGGCGGGGCCGGAGGCGGCAGCAAGCCGGCCUGCGUUGCUGGUUACGAUCGGUCCGCAGUGCGCCGGGAAGACUAGCCUGCUGAGGGCGCUGGCGGCGAAGAGUGAGGCGGCUCGAGAGGAGCGCAGAAGCAGCGGCGGCGGCGGCAUGACCAGUGGUAGCACUGCUGCUGCUGCUGCUGCUGCUGCUGCUGCUGCUGUCCGAUCCGUUGCAGAUGUCACAAUCGAUGACCAUCCUUCGGUGUACCACAAGAUCCCCACGGCUCUCUUGCUAGGCGGCUGCGCCCGGGGUUGCCCGGAAGAUUUACUGCUGGCGCGGCGCUCCCUGAGCGAUCGCCUCGGCGACCCCGGUUGUGUGGAAACCCGACUGGUGGCGUUUCGGCUUGAGGGCCAUAUCUCUGCAGAGGAGUUUGCGGGCCGGCUGGGGGAGUGCAGGGGUCAGGCGUCGCCUGCAGCCAUCGCGGCUCUCUGCUGGGCCGUAGAGAGCGCGGUGUCGGACAACGGGAGGAUUUCCACCCCCACCGUAGACGUUUUCGUGAGGGAAAACCUCUUCCCUGACGCCAUCUCGUCCAGCCAGGAGAGGUUGGCCGCGGCUGCGAGGGACGAGGAAGGGCUAGUGGCGUGGGGGAACACCAACACCCAAGCAAGGGACUACCGGGGAGCGCUAGAGCAAGCAGAGCGGACCGGACGGCCGGUUCGGUUCCUCCGGUGGGGCCACGAGCUGCCCAUCCUGAGCCUAGAGGAACUGAGUCGGCGCAAUGUGUGCCGUUUCGCUUGUACAGGAAGGUACGUCGAAACGGCUGCCAUCGAGAACGCCCUCGCUCGAGUCGACAAGCUCUACGCCUCCACCGCCGGGGGAGACCCAGCGAGGCUAGCCCUUGCGGCCGGUUUCCAGAUGGAUGCCUCCGGCAGGGUCCACUCCCAACCAUCCCCCCCCCGACGCCGCGGCAACGGCAGUUGGGAGAAGAAUACGCGGCGACGCGUGGGUGGCGGGGGAAGAGCAGACACGAGCGCUCACAGCGGCGGCGGUAUUGGGAGCUCGGAAGGUGUCGUGCGUGGGAGGGACGGGGCUUGGGACAACAGAGGAGGCAGCGAGACGUGGUUCCAUGACCAAGCGAGUGGGAGAACCAUGCGGCGGGAAGCUACGUCGCACAGCGUACCGCCGCCGCCACCGAUGGCACGACCGAUACCGGCCGCCGGGCCUGACCGGUUCACCUUGGGCGCGGAUCGUCGGCGCUACGAAUACACCGGCGCUCCGCUGGGGCUAGCGCAGGAGUGGACCCCUCGGGGAGGCACCGGCGCGGGGGGAAGCAGUCGACGUCGGGACCACUCCGACACGGGGGGGGGGGCAGGGGGCCCCGAGGGCGUGCCUCCGACGGUGAUGUUCGGGAACGAGUGGGGAAGGAAGCGGGAGUGGCGGCGGACCGGUUACACUGACGACGACAUCGACCCGGAGAUGGGGUCGUGCUUCUUCAGGACCCCGGCGAACUCCACCGGGGUGCUCAGGCGCAGCGACCUUGGGGAAGGGACGGGAGCGGACCUGGAGGAGAUGGAGCUCGUGCGGCGGAUCAAGAGUUUGCGGCAGCGACGAUGAUGACGUUGGUGGUGAUUAUUCCCCAGGCGUGUUUCGUGGACUUUUGAUCUUGUUGUGGUUAAUUUAACAUCCGGCCCUCUUUUCUUGGUCAAAUCGGUCCUUGCAUUCUUGGUUCGGUUCUGAUUCGAUCAGCUGUUUUGCCGUGGUUGCUGGUUGGUGGGUUUCGGAUGGAUGGGCAGCUUCACAACUUCGAUCGCGAUAGGUUCAUAAGACUUGACGGAUUAGAUUAAAAGGUGGGCGUGAGAAUUGGCUUUCCAAGGAGGCGUGAGUUGUUUCUUCAUCGUCCAACUUCUGUAACGGAACCGAAAUUCCGCCACAAACGAGAUAGACGAAGACGGGAGUGACGCCAUGCGGAGUUGACUCUUGCCUGGUCACAUUUGUUACUUGAAGAGUGCAGUUUAGUGUUCGACGUCUCUGUUUUGUGCUGUUCAUGGGGGACGUUGCUGUUGCUUUGUGAGUGGUUCUCUUGCGGUAGGAAUCGCCCGCCCGGGUCUACUUGCAGCAGCAACGAGCGUCAGGUUUUGCCUGUGGGCGUUGCUUGUUGACCCCAUAGCGCGCCAGGGGGGNGGGGGGGGGGGGGGGGGGGGGGGGGGGGGGGUAGCACCGGUGUGCCGCAGUUGCGGGAGACGGAUCGGAAUAGUUUCGGAAAAAAAAUCAGGGACGAAAUGAUUAUUAGUAGAAAGGCAAUGGGAGAAGUCGGCACGCAUCAACGGGAGCGCACUAGACAGGGCUGGAGAGGUUUUGACGCGAAGGUAUAGGGACCGCAAGGCGCGCGUGGUAUACGGGAGCAGAUCAGCUAGGUUUAGGCGUAGUACGAGGGUAACGCCACAGCUCAAGAGCGCGGCAAUCAAGAUAUUUGAGGCGAAAUGCUUGCAACAUUUUAGGUCGGACGCAAUUUUUAUUUCUCUGCAAGUGAUGUGCUUGCUGGGUUGAAGACCCCAUAGACUCAAAACCGUGAGUUAUCAUGAAAAAUGACUUGGUUGUAGUCCAAGGUAAACAUGAACAGUAUCAUCCCGGCAUUCCGGCAAAUUGUGGGGUUGUCAAGUGAUAGCCCUACCUGUGCUUGUGUUUUUGCUUGGGGAUGUGUGUUGUAGGGGGUUGUGGUGUUUCGUAGGGAUGUGAAACUUCUAUUGUAGGCGGCAUGAUUGUUUUUUUUAUUUGCCACCAUGAUACUGCCCAGCGCUAAACGAGGAGUAGGAGGCCGAUAUUGUUCGAAUUCGUGGUCGGAAAGUACAAUUCUGUAGGGGCAGCCCACCGUGUCCUACCACGUCCUCGGUCCCACCACGUCCGUCCGCUUCUACAGGGGACAACUUUCCAUUUGACUCUUGCCGCACGCGGUGGUUGGUGCUUGCUGUCCCCCCCGUUCGUGUGGACAACUAUCUUCGUUUUCUUGCAGGUCCGGAAGUGGGGAGGCGUUUGGUUAGUCUUACCCCGAUGGUGGCAUGAACAAAACGUGGUUGGUGGCUUGCUUGUCUGUGUUGUUGUCUUCGCGCCUCUGGGCUACGUUAAAUCUCUUGCGGAGGUUUCAACACACCUGCUGCGUGUUUGUAGGCGGGCUCGGCACGGUCGUUGGCGUUAGAUGAGGCGCGCUGUGAUACACACGACCGUUGGUCGGCACGGCGGUGCUGCUGUAGCCGGCGCGGUGGCCCUUGCCAGAAACCGCCAUCGCUCUGUCUCGUUGUUGUGACACUGGGGCUUACGUGUUGACACGACGACGAUGACCGCUGCUGACUUUGGGCGGCGCCGCCUUCGUCGCAAAGAAAACACGGGAGAGAAUGUCCGCCACGCGGAGGCAUCAUGCUGUGAUCCGGUGGUAUAGAGAAGGUAUAUUGAGGCCUUGGCCGCUGCCCGUGGGAAGAGCGCACCUGAGGCCCUUAAUUUGGCUCGGAACUGUGUUAAGACGACGGAGGGGGUCGGGAGCUAGGCUAAUAGAGGUAGGCAAGGCGUUUUUGUUCGAUCAACUGUGUUUUUUAGUAAUGGUGUGCGGUUGUGUGUUGUCUGUGCACGUGGAUUGGGUCAUCUGCGGCGGCGGAACUCGAAGAGACGAAAGCGCAACCACCGCACACUUUCCCGCCA